AUGCAGCUCCAUGGCGUCCCGUUGGAGAUUAUGUCGGAGUGGGACACACGAUUCACGUCGAUCUUCUGGGCUCGCAUCCAAGAGGCCAUGGGAGUGAAGUUGAAGUUUAGUACCGCCUUCCACCCACAGACAGAUGGGCAAACUGAGCGGGUGAACCAGAUAUUGGAAGACAUGUUGCGAGCUUGCGUACUUGACUUUCAGGAGAGUUGGGAUGACUGUCUCCAGUUUUUUUUUUUUUUCCUCAAAUGGCCAACUUCGACUCCAUUUCUGCUGCUGUGUAAAGAGGGGAGAAGAAGAAGCUCUCUCCUGCCCGCUCCAUCCUCUCCACUAAUGGCGUCCGUUAUAACGGUCGGAGGCAAAGGCUCCUCUCUCUCCUCAUCCUCCGUCUAUUCAGUCGCGACGUCCGUGUCGCGUAUAAAGAUCGAUUCCUCCAUUCUCGAAAAGCUCUCUCAAUCUCAUUCCAAGAAAUCCAACUCCAAAUCCCUCUCUUCCCUUCCUCCUCCUUCUCCAUCCAAUCCCAAAACUCUAACCCUAGAAGAAUCUCGAGCCGCUCUCGUCGUACUCUUAAACAAGCUCCUCCUUACCGAUCCCGCCGUCCACCCCGUCCUCCCCGCCCUAAUCGAAGAGACUCUAAACCGCAGCUUCCUUCCAGAAUCUCUAGAUUUCAGUUCCGGUUCGGAACUUCUCAGCUCAAUCUUGAAGCUGAACGGUAAGAAUGUGGAGGAGGUCGGAGCGGUUGUUGAAGAAAUCGGGGUCAUUGAUGAAUCUUUUGCGGUUUUGAUAGGAAUCUAUGCGCUUUUGGAUUCUAAUUUGUCAGCGCUGGUAACUGUUGCGGAUGCGGUCGCUGCGUUGUCAUGCGAGGCGGCCCAUGCCGAUGUCACAGUGUUCGAUUUGCCAGUCUCUGGUGAGGGGUUUUCAGUUAAGGAUGAAACGGAUGUUGCGAGCGACAUGAAGGAUUUGUUGUUUGGUUCGAAGUAUGUUGGGAAGGUUGAUUCGGAUGCAGUCUCAGAGAUUCCAAUGGUUCACGGGAGUUUUAGGGGAGCAGCAAAGUCGGUGCAUGCACGGGUUCGGGUUGAGUUGAAUUCAGCAGUAAGGAGGAAAACAGUUUGCGGGGGGAGUGGGAAAGGGAAGGCAUUGGUGGCAGCUGUGUUGCCUCUGGCGAUGUCGAUUCGAUCCUUGGGUGAAUGUAGUGUGAGCCGUGCAAAAUUGGGUAUCAGAUCGAUUGAGGAUGUUGAUUUACAGACGUGUGUGGUCGAGGUGUUUGAGAAGAGUUGCCCAGGGGUUGAGGUUUUGAGAGAUGGCUUUCGGUCAGUUUCAGAGAAAGCUGCUUUGGAGCUGGAUUUUGUUGACAUUUUGCAUGAAGUAUAUGAGUUGUUGAUUAGAUUGAGAGAGAUUCUUGCUUGGGAAGCAGCACUGGCGCUUUUUGUACUUGAUUUGAAUGAACCGAAUGAAAAAGGCCAAGUUGAUGCAUUGUUAAAUGGGGGAAAUGCAAAUGCGGCAAGGAAGAAUGAGAAGAGGAAGAAGAAAGUUUUAGGAAAGGGAACUACCGUUGUAAGGCAAUUAAUUAAAGAGAAGUUCCAUAGUAAUGCCGGGACGUCAGUUGACAGUUCAAAGGUCCUGGUUGAGUGGGCGGAAGAGCUUUCUUUAUUUUUUAAUCCAAAGGAUCCGGAACUUGAUGCUCUUCUGAAGAAGGUGAAAGAGAUCGUGGAAAGCAAUGAAGUCAGAAGACUUCCAAAAAUUCCUAAGGGCACUCGGGAUUUUGGGAAAGAACAAAUGGCAGUAAGAGAGAGAGCAUUUUCAAUCAUUGUAGAAGUAUUUAAGAGGCAUGGAGCUGUGGCCCUAGACACUCCUGUUUUUGAAUUACGGGAGACUCUUAUGGGAAAAUAUGGGGAAGAUUCAAAGUUAAUAUAUGACCUUGCUGACCAGGGCGGCGAGAUUUGUUCUCUGCGGUAUGACCUAACUGUUCCAUUUGCCCGAUACUUAGCCAUGUAUAAUAUCAAUGCGUUGAAACGGUACCAAAUAGCUAAAGUAUACAGAAGGGAUAACCCAUCCAAGGGGAGGUACCGUGAAUUCUAUCAAUGUGACUUUGAUAUUGCUGGCCAAUAUGAUGUGAUGGAACCUGAUUUUGAAGUGGUUAAAGUUUUGACUGAACUGCUGGAUGAAUUAAGCAUAGGUGAUUACGAGAUAAAGUUAAAUCACCGUAAGUUGCUAGAUGGAAUGCUGGAGAUUUGCGGAGUAUCUUCUGAAAAAUUUAGAACAGUAUGUUCAAGUAUUGACAAGUUGGACAAGCAAUCAUUUGAGCAGGUCAAGAAGGAAUUGGUGGAGGAGAAGGGCUUAAGUGUUGAAACAGCAGAAAAGAUUGGUAAAUUUGUGAAGAAAAGAGGACCCCCCUUGGAAAUAUUAUCUGACUUGAAACAAGUGGGCAGCCAGUUUUUGGAGAAUGACGGAUCUGUCCUUGUGCUGAAUGACUUGGAGAUUUUAUUUAGAGCUCUAGAAAAAUCGAAGUGUUUAAACAGAGUGGUUUUUGACUUGAGUCUUGCAAGAGGUCUUGAUUAUUAUACUGGAGUUAUAUUUGAAGCUGUUUUCAGAGGAGGUUCUACACAGGUUGGUUCCAUUGCUGCUGGAGGCCGUUAUGACAAUCUUGUAGGUAUGUUCAGUGGAAAGCAGGUCCCAGCAGUUGGUGUCAGCCUCGGAAUUGAGCGAGUAUUUACAAUAAUGGAGGAGCAGGUUGAAAAGGGCAAAAACCAGGCAAUUCGUGCGACUGAAACACAAGUCUUGGUGGUUCUUGUGGGGAAGGAUCUGUCGCUGGUUGCCGAACUGGUGAGCGAACUGUGGAAUGCCAAACUGAAAGCAGAAUUCGCAGUCACCAAAAGAGUGAUGAAACAGAUCGAUCGUGCCAAGCAAUCUGGCAUCCCUUGGAUGGUGAUUGUGGGCGACUCGGAAUUAGAGAAAGGCAUUGCCAACAUAAAAGAAGUUGCUGUCAACAACGAGGUGGCAGUCCCAAGAGAAAAAGUUGUUGAGGAGCUGCAAAGAAGGUUGGAUGCCUCAUCUCAGUCACUCUCCAACCGCUAUGUUGUCGUCUGAAAAGUAUAGUCCAUUUUGCGAUCUAUAGAUCUCUUGUUUGAGUGUGCAUUACAAAUGGCAUCCUUUUUUCUGUUACAUUGGAGAUCUCCCAUUCUAGUUUCAUAUUAUUUGGAAAUUUGAUGCAUGAUGGUUAAUGAUGAUGAAUAUGAGAAAAUGUAAAAUGUAGCCGAGAAUACCAUUAUCAAUUGAUAGGGAAAAGGGAAAAAAAAAAAGAAAAAGGAAAAAGAUUAAACUGAUGAUGUGUUGAUGAUCUGGAUUAUUGAUCUGAUAGCCCCACUGGAUGGGAGGUGCUCCCUUAAUUUCUCUGGGGAGACAAUCUUCACUCUUUAUUUGCUGGCUUAGUUUGCAAUUUUAUCAACCGUCAUUUUUUAAGGCCA
Molecule: messenger RNA, 3461 nt
Organism: Magnolia sinica
Lineage: Eukaryota; Viridiplantae; Streptophyta; Magnoliopsida; Magnoliales; Magnoliaceae
Product: histidine--tRNA ligase, cytoplasmic-like
Exons: 8
Coding region: 1-3084 (1027 amino acids)
Biological process (GO): histidyl-tRNA aminoacylation; DNA integration; mitochondrial translation
Cellular component (GO): mitochondrion
Molecular function (GO): nucleic acid binding; ATP binding; histidine-tRNA ligase activity
Source: RefSeq, a predicted model, not a curated record